AAAAAAGAGAAUACAUACCACACACCAUGGCGGACAAAGACCCCGUCGUCACGCACAUCUACACAGCCGACCCCUCAGCACACGUCUUCAACGGCAAACUCUACAUCUACCCGUCGCACGACCGUGAGAGCGGCAUACUCAACAACGACAAUGGCGACCAAUACGACAUGAACGACUACCACGUGCUCAGCAUGGACUCGGUUGGAGGGCCCGUGACGGACCACGGCGUGGCGCUGCGGCAGGAAGACAUUCUGUGGGUCAGCAAGCAGCUGUGGGCGCCCGACGCAGCGACCAAGGACGGCAAAUACUAUCUCUUCUUCCCCGCGCGCGACAAGGAGGGCGUGUUCCGCGUGGGCGUGGCCAGCAGCGACAAGCCCGAGGGCCCGUUUGCGGCCGAGCCCGAGCCCAUCCACGGCAGCUUCAGCAUCGAUCCCGCGGCGUUUGUCGACGACGACGGCCAGGCGUACCUGUACUUUGGCGGCAUCUGGGGCGGCCAGCUGCAGUGCUGGACGACGGGCGAGUUUGUGCGUGCCGACUACGACAAAAUGGAGGCGUCCGAGGGCCCCGCGCUGUGCGCAAAGGUGGCGCGCCUGUCCGACGACAUGAAGAGCUUUGCGUCUGCCGUGAGCGACGUGGUGAUAGUGGACGAGGCGGGCGCGCACAUCGCCGCCAGCGACCAUGACCGCCGCUUCUUCGAGGCGGCAUGGAUGCACAAGUACCAGGGCAAGUACUACUUUUCCUACUCGACCGGCGACACGCACUACCUGUGCUAUGCCGUGGGAGACAAUCCGCUCGGCCCCUUUACCUACGGCGGCCGCAUUCUCGAGCCCGUCAUUGGCUGGACCACGCACCACAGCAUUGCAGAGUUCAAGGGCAAGUGGUACUUGUUCUACCAUGAUUCGAGUCUGAGUAAGGGCGUCAAUCAUCUGCGCUGCGUCAAGAUCAGGGAGAUUGUCUAUGACGACCACGGUAAGAUUCACCUGGCCGAGAGUCAGCCAAAAGUUUAAGGGGGGGCGCCAUGGUGUGAGAAAGAGAGAAAUGAUUGUCACUUUCUAUCAAUCCAUCCAUCUUAGUAGAUUACGAUCGCCGCCACAUAACACAU
Messenger RNA from Exserohilum turcica Et28A, 1102 nucleotides. RefSeq names its product glycoside hydrolase family 43 protein. The record is from RefSeq and is a predicted model, not a curated record. Gene Ontology annotation, biological process: carbohydrate metabolic process. Gene Ontology annotation, molecular function: hydrolase activity, hydrolyzing O-glycosyl compounds. Bases 27 to 1007 code for a protein of 326 amino acids. The transcript has a single exon. NCBI's taxonomy places the organism in Eukaryota, Fungi, Ascomycota, Dothideomycetes, Pleosporales, Pleosporaceae.